Myotis lucifugus (little brown bat) is the source of this 2375-nucleotide messenger RNA. It is a transcript of the gene RHOJ, whose product is annotated as ras homolog family member J. Gene Ontology annotation, molecular function: GTP binding; GTPase activity. The record is from RefSeq and is a predicted model, not a curated record. Gene Ontology annotation, biological process: small GTPase-mediated signal transduction. The coding region runs from base 537 to 1241 and encodes 234 amino acids. Lineage: Eukaryota; Metazoa; Chordata; Mammalia; Chiroptera; Vespertilionidae. The transcript has 5 exons.
UCUGCAGUGGGACCCCUAGUGCUUUCCCACUCCAGGUCCUGGCAGCGUUCCCCACAAGUACAAACACACGCACACAGAGCUCCCAUUGUUGCAGCCUUCCCCAGCCCACGGAUCCUAAUAUGGAAUGCAGCAGGAAACCCAUGAUUUCCUGACACUCGGCAGGCUGGAGGAAGCAAGGGGGAACCUCCAUUAAAAAGCCCAGCUCUCCUCCAUGUUAGCUGUGAAGUGGGAAAUGGGAAAGAUUCAGCAAAAUCCCGGCUCUGCAGCCAGGCUGGAGAGGGGGAGAACAGAGUGAAACCCGCGGGCUGUUGAAAUUUCCCGACUGCCAGGAAGCCCCUAGUCCUCAGUGGAAAUGAGGGUUUCUGGACUCAAAGUGCUAGGGAAACGGGACAGACCCCUUUCCUGAUUCUCCCGAGUGUGUGUCACCUUCCUUUACCAGCAUGGUAAGCCAGAGGGCAUGUGCCAGCUGCCUGCGACAAGUCUGUGGGAUCCCAGGUACCCAAAGUAAAGCAAAGUGAUCUCAAGCCUGGUGCUUCAUGGGCUGCGGGAGAAGCGGGAGAAGCCACAGCGGCGGCUCCGGGGCAGCAGCUGGAGCCGCGAGAAUGAACUGCAAGGAGAGUGACAGCAGCUGCGGCUGCGAGGGCAGCGAGGAGAAGAAGAUGCUGAAAUGCGUGGUGGUGGGGGACGGGGCGGUGGGGAAAACCUGCCUGCUGAUGAGCUACGCCAACGACGCCUUCCCGGAGGAGUACGUGCCCACCGUGUUCGACCACUAUGCAGUUACUGUGACCGUGGGAGACAAGCAACACUUGCUCGGACUAUAUGACACGGCAGGACAGGAGGACUACAACCAGCUGAGGCCGCUCUCCUACCCCAACACGGAUGUGUUUUUGAUCUGCUUCUCGGUCGUAAAUCCUGCCUCUUACCACAAUGUCCAGGAGGAAUGGGUCCCGGAGCUUAAGGACUGCAUGCCUCAUGUGCCUUACGUCCUCAUCGGGACCCAGAUUGAUCUCCGCGAUGACCCCAAAACCUUGGCCCGUUUGCUGUAUAUGAAGGAGAAACCUCUCACCUACGAGCACGGCGUGAAGCUUGCCAAGGCGAUCGGAGCACAGUGCUACCUGGAAUGCUCGGCCCUGACUCAGAAAGGUCUCAAGGCGGUGUUUGAUGAAGCCAUCUUCACCAUUUUCCACCCCAAGAAAAAGAAACGCUGCUCCGGGUGUCACCGCUGCUGCUCGAUUAUCUGAGGUGGAGUGAGACCCACCUCCACCCCACUUAAGGGCCAGAAGGGCAGCCAGCCUCUGCGACCAAGCUCAAGACCCUGAGGAGGGCGGGACCCUGCACCCGGGGGCUUCUUCUGCGCCCUGAGCCUCCAUGCACAGCCACUAGCCAGCCACUGCCACGCCCUCCUGCAGCCACAGCAUCCGCCCUGCGCACCCUAGGGAACGCAGAGCGGGGUCAGCCCAGUCAAAGACUGUCCUGCAUCUCCCCCUCCCGUGAAUGUGCGGCUGAUGGGAAAUCGUUGGGGAAAACCAAAAGAGACGCUUGGUUCCUGUCCUGGUGGCCUUACUCAAUGUCUUUUACAAAACAUGGGAAUGCAGUACUAACCUCUUUUACUGAAUCGGCUAUUCUACCUGUGUGGCUUACAGUCACUGGUAUUAUUUUAAGAAAUUUACUAAUUUGCCAGUGUACCCGGGCCUUACAAAUCCAUACCAAAUUAGCCUAAAGACAAAGUAUUUUGUAUUCAUUUCUACCUUCAGCCUGUUUCUACCAAAGCUUUUAGAACCAACUUGGACCUCUGAAUGCCUGACUAUAAGAAGAUACAAGAAAACCUUUCUGAGUUAAGACUUUGGAAAUUUCAGGGCCAUGAUUUUGGAACCUGGUUGAAUGAAUUGUUGCUGGUUACAUUUUUGCCAAAGAUUCACCCUGGAAAUGCUUAUGUUGAUAGGUAGCCUUAUUUUUUCUGUAUUAUAUAUUGUCAUGGCAAAUUAGGAAUGAACUGUGUUUUUAAAAGUAGUAUUUUUGCUUUUCAAUCAAAUGAUUGGGGGGAGAAUAUGGCAGACUUAUAAUAUGAAAUACUUUAUUCAGCAAAGUGGACUUUCCUGCUCCCUCCCUUCCCCAUUGCAUUCCCUUUACCUCCUUCGCCUUCACCCUUUCUCCCAUGCCCAAUAAUAACCUGAUCUAAACAAAGGGUCUGGCCAUGGGGCAUGAAAAAGUAAGCAUUUAAAGGUCCCCAAAAGUUAAGAAAAAAGCCUUAAUUUUUCCUGUUGCUUCAACUGAAAGUACAGUUGACCCCCCAUCUGUGGUUUCGCUUUCUGCCAUUUCAGUUACCAUGGUUAAUUGCUAUCUGAAAAUAUUAAAUGGAAAAUUCCAGAAACAAA